UCCGCCUCCGAUGCGGAGUCGACCUGCUGAGCACGGUCAGAGCACCGACCGGAGUCCGUAUCUCGAGUGUUGGCGAGGUGUUGCAGCUGGUGUGCAUUGCCUCGUCUUGGUCCUCUGAAAUGGCCAGUGUGGUUCCGCGAGUGACGCCCGCCGAGCUCAGCUAGUAGCGGUGGUCGCUGGUGGGACGGUGGGCGUGUGUCUUCAGGACGCCCGGACGCCGACACUCCGGGGCAUGACGGCCAAGUCCGGAGGAUUGUCGCCGAAGACAUGAGCAGCCCUGCAUCGAGUUAGGAUGGUCCGGAGCGAGCAAGCGCUGGCGCUGCUGGCCACAGCCUUCCUGCUCUUCAUCAUGCCUCCAGGUUCGCAACAGGGGCCGCACGAAAAGCGGCUACUAAACAACUUGUUGGGGCCCUAUAACGUCUUGGAGAGACCCGUAGCCAACGAGUCAGAACCUCUUGAAGUCAAGUUCGGCCUAACUUUGCAGCAAAUCAUUGAUGUGGACGAGAAGAAUCAACUCCUAAUAACAAAUAUUUGGCUUUCUUUGGAAUGGAACGACUAUAAUCUCAAAUGGAACGAAUCGGAAUAUGGCGGGGUCAAAGACUUGCGGAUUACUCCAAACAAGCUGUGGAAGCCUGAUGUUCUUAUGUAUAACAGUGCUGAUGAGGGUUUCGACGGGACUUUCCAAACAAACGUUGUGGUCAAACAUAACGGCAGCUGCUUGUACGUCCCUCCGGGUAUCUUCAAGAGCACAUGCAAGAUAGACAUUACGUGGUUCCCCUUUGAUGACCAACACUGUGACAUGAAGUUUGGUAGCUGGACCUAUGACGGCAACCAGCUCGACCUGGUGCUCAAUUCCGAAUCGGGUGGUGAUUUAUCAGACUUCAUUACAAACGGAGAAUGGUACUUGAUAGGGAUGCCCGGCAAGAAGAACACCAUCGUCUACGCAUGUUGCCCCGAACCGUAUGUGGAUGUGACGUUCACGAUUAAGAUCCGGAGGCGAACGCUGUACUACUUCUUCAACCUUAUAGUUCCUUGCGUGCUCAUCUCCUCCAUGGCGCUACUGGGCUUCACGUUGCCACCGGAUUCUGGCGAGAAGCUCACUUUAGGAGUGACCAUCUUGCUCUCGUUGACUGUGUUCCUGAACCUCGUGGCAGAAACCUUGCCCCAAGUAUCUGACGCCAUUCCUUUGUUAGGUGUGACUAUCCUGUUGUCACAGACUGUGUUCUCCCUGCUGGUGGCGCACGUGAUAACCCAGACGUCCGACGCUGUGCCCCUGAUAGGGACCUAUUUCAACUGCAUCAUGUUCAUGGUAGCGUCGUCAGUGGUCUUGACUGUGGUGGUGUUAAAUUACCAUCACCGCACGGCUGAUAUCCACGAAAUGCCUCAAUGGAUCAAGACGGUAUUCUUACAAUGGCUGCCGUGGAUGUUGGGGAUGAGUCGACCGGGCAAGAAGAUAACCCGGAAGACGAUUCUGAUGAACAGCCGAAUGAAAGAGUUGGAGUUGAAAGAACGAUCUUCGAAAAGUCUUCUUGCCAACGUUUUGGACAUCGACGACGAUUUCCGGAAUGUGUCAACCGGCGGGAACAACGCUUCGAUGACGACUAGUUUAGGCGGUACGUUUAUGCGUCACCCUACGACGAUCGAGGAGGCAGCCGUCCCCAGCUCGGGCACGCAACGCGACCUCCAGAAUAUCCUACGUGAGCUUCAAUUCAUCACCAACCGCAUGAAGAAAGCCGACGAGGAGGCCGAAGUGAUCAGCGAUUGGAAGUUCGCCGCGAUGGUGGUGGACCGGUUUUGUCUGAUAAUCUUCACGAUGUUCACGAUCAUCGCCACGGUGGCCGUGCUGCUUUCGGCGCCGCACAUAAUCGUGCAGUAGGCGCGGCGCGGGGUGACUCUGAACUGACUUUUACUGUGAUACAAGCAAGCAGCGUAUCGUGUCGGCACAGCAGCGUGUGCGAACAGCGAACGUGCCUUCCUGUGGAACAUUUGAACUGACAACUAAAAGGCAGGCACUUAUGUGCAGCGCCCGCGCAUUGCUGCUGCGGUUGCGAGUGGAGCGCUCGCCCCAAUCGGAGCGAAUCUGCGAUUUUGCGAAUUUGCGAUUCGCUUGGAGAGCAAGCAACCAUCGUGCGUCAGUUAUCAGCAAUUGGGCAGUUCGCACCCUCCACGCUAAUCACUCUAGAGCUAGACAGUACCACAGUACACAGUACUCACGCGCAAGUACGCAAGUAGCCAGUUGGUAGGGUACUCUUAGUUCGAGGUACACACGUGUCUGCCUUUUGUUCGCCCAUUGAUACAAAUAAAAGGUGUCCACCUGCAUUAAAACAAUUGUGAUGAACUUCGCAAGUUAAUUAAUAAAGUAAUCUAAUGAUCAGUUAUAGAUUAAAUAGUAUAUAUAAAUGAGUCGUAACCGCGGGUAAGAUGCGCAAUGCGCACGUUUUAUACGAAGACCGAUAGUCGGAUGUAAGGACAAAUUGAAAAAUCAUUGAAUUAAUUGUCUUGCAACGACUGGAGGUCUGUAAGACGAUGGACGCCGUGUGCGCGGCUCGUCCACCUCCUUGCUCACAGAUUAUUCGAGGAAAUGAUGUCGUCUUCCUACUACUAUUUAUUUUAUAAAGUGUGUUUUGAUCAUCGUAUUGGCCGAGCGCACGUCGUCCUCAUUUUAUAUCAUGUACCAUUUUUAAUAUCAUAUUUAAUAAACUUCGAAUUUUUAAUUACUACGCAAGUUUCUAUACCAUUUGUGGAUAAGUGGGUUGCCAGCCAACCCGAUAAAUAAUAACAAUAAUAUUCUUUAAUUGAUAAUAAUGAAUGAAUUAACAAUAGCAUUUAAUACGAUUUUAAUAAAAACGUUUCUUUGGGCAUUUUAUAAUUUGGACGAGUAGUAACAUAUCUGUCGAGACUACAACCCAAAUCAAUCGGUCGCAUUGCCGUUGCGACGACGAAUGACCAUCUCUAAUCUCUAACGAAUGGUCUGCAUUUUUACCAAGACAACCUCAACCAAAGUCUCGGAUCACUCCGAACUGAUGACUUACUUGAUGACUAUACCUGCUAUUUCUUUUUCCAAAAGUACCUCUUACUUAACAAGACACGCACUGUUUCUGGAAUGAGAGAGACGAUCGAAUGAAGCGACCAGAUAGUCUUUAGUAUCCGCCAAUUGUCCAUUCUUACUUAGAUUAGUAUCGCAGAGAUGUGUAGCCGAUCUUUAGAAAUUACGAAAUAUACUAGAGUAAAAUGUUCUCCCACUUCCCGGCUUCUUUAAUUUCACGUUUACAUAAAUAUAAUACAGUUCAUGCUCAAAUUUCAAAUUUUUGUUCGCUAUAUAAUAUAUUUAUAAUUCUGUUAUCCUGAUGCUGGAAUAAAUAGAUGAAUUAUGUCGAAUAAAUGUAUAUCGUAUGGUUGAAAUAAUAAACGCAGAAAAUUCAGUUUUAA
This is a messenger RNA of Tribolium castaneum (red flour beetle), 3429 nucleotides long. It is a transcript of the gene nAChRalpha6, whose product is annotated as nicotinic Acetylcholine Receptor alpha6. Gene Ontology annotation, cellular component: postsynaptic membrane; synapse; plasma membrane. Gene Ontology annotation, biological process: regulation of membrane potential; nervous system process; signal transduction. Gene Ontology annotation, molecular function: transmembrane signaling receptor activity; acetylcholine-gated monoatomic cation-selective channel activity. The coding region runs from base 293 to 1876 and encodes 527 amino acids. The transcript has 11 exons. NCBI's taxonomy places the organism in Eukaryota, Metazoa, Arthropoda, Insecta, Coleoptera, Tenebrionidae. The record is from RefSeq and is a predicted model, not a curated record.